UGUUUCUGUGAAAAAGAAACUCGUCUAUGUCUUGGAUGGCUUUAGGGCGGAUCCACAUCACCAAAGCCACACUGCAGUAUUUAAAUGGUGACUAUGAAGUGGAACCAGGUUUUGGAGGGGAGAGAAAUACAUACUUGAAAGACAACAACAUAGAGACGUUUUUGGUCCUGGGUUGCAGUCAAAAAAGGAAAGAGGAAAAAGCAAUGAUGGCUAAGAUGCAGCGUGCUAGAGCCAACUCUUCAGAGGGUCUGAUGUCGCGGUGGGUUCCUGACAGAUCUUUCUCCAGGACUAAAGAUUCCAAAGUCUUCAGACAGAUGGGCAUAGAUGAAGCCUCCAGCAAAGAUAACCACUGUGCCCAAGAGGCCCUGAACCCAGAGGACGAGGUCGAUGAGUUUUUAGGACGUGCCAUUGAUGCUCGCAGCAUUGACCAGCUGCGGAAAGACCAUGUCAAGAAGUUCCUGCUCACAUUCCAAACACCUUUUCUGGAGAAAAAGUAUUCAAAAAAGGUGGAUGAUCGUUUUGGUGGUUAUGUGGCCUGUACACUUGUCGUCUUCUGCUUUAUUGUUUUUAUACAAAUCAUCAUAUUUCCACAUACACCGUUAAUGCUGGGCAUGUUCAUCAGCAUCUUUAUUAUUCUCGCCCAUGUCCUCUUUAUAUGUGCCAUUUACUCCUGUGUUAAGCUUUUCCCAGUUACCUUGCAGACAGUGUCAAAGAGGAUUGUUCAGUCCCGUGUCAACAGCACACUUGUCGGAGUCUUUACAAUUUUGCUUCUUUGCAUCUCUGUCUUUGUUAAUAUGGUAGGAAUUGGAUCUGAGUCUGUUGCUGGCUGGAAAAAAAAAAUCCUGUGUCAGUUUUUCCCCCCCUGUAUGUCAGUGUAAUUCUACACUAGCA
Sinocyclocheilus grahami is the source of this 891-nucleotide messenger RNA. Its product is annotated as adenylate cyclase type 6-like. NCBI's taxonomy places the organism in Eukaryota, Metazoa, Chordata, Actinopteri, Cypriniformes, Cyprinidae. Gene Ontology annotation, molecular function: adenylate cyclase activity. The transcript has 8 exons. Gene Ontology annotation, biological process: adenylate cyclase-activating G protein-coupled receptor signaling pathway; cAMP biosynthetic process. Bases 27 to 878 code for a protein of 283 amino acids. The record is from RefSeq and is a predicted model, not a curated record. Gene Ontology annotation, cellular component: plasma membrane.